Pocillopora meandrina is the source of this 6188-nucleotide messenger RNA. The record is from the annotation of a GenBank genome assembly. Lineage: Eukaryota; Metazoa; Cnidaria; Anthozoa; Scleractinia; Pocilloporidae.
GACAAAUUUUCAAGAUGGCGGACGAGGUGAGAUGGCAACACUAAAAUAUUUUGGUAGAAUUAAGUUGUACCUUGAGUUCGAAUCUGAUUGUUUUUGCUGUAACCUCUAGGCAGAAGGAAAGCACAAAAAGAAGAUGAAAAAGAAAGGUGUGUCUGUCGCUGUCGCUGUUGUUGUUUUUGUUUUUGUUUUUUUUAUCAGGUGGCAUUGUCAAGGAGUCUGAAUAUACGGUUAACAUAAUAGCGUGUUUUACCAUAGUAAAUUUAACUUACGUGUAACCUUAAGCUUUCAUGCUACACCACCAUCCAUACUUUCGAAAAUCGAUAUUUAAUCGUAAGCUCAGAAAUUGUAGUCUAUCUUCUUUGAACGCCAUCGUUUUGAUGAAACUUGGCGUUGUAGUAGAAGUUAUACCGUCUAUUGUAGUUUUUCUUUGAUAAAACUGUCUUCUUAAGCUUAAAAUUAACUUUGUGGUAAUUCUUAAUUUCAGCAAAACUCAAGCUUGAGAAGAGGAGGAGGGAUUCAUCUCCAGAACAAGAAAAUACUGUAGAGUCAAAGAUACAUAAAACAGAUGCCAAUGGCACCACGACUACAGGUCAGAAAAGAGCUCAUGUCAUACAGAUUCACAAGAUAGAGGAGGGAAUUUCUUUGGCAAGGUGGAUAUAUUGUUGUACUCCGGAUCAAAAGGUCUGGGUUUGAAGGCUGCCAGUUUUGGGGGGGGGGGGUAUGAAACUAUAAAUUCUACUUUGAAUUCACGGUACCUCUCCCCACUAAGCAGUAUAAAUACCUCUUACUAACCUAGUUUCCUCAAUUCUUUGAGUAAGUUAAGGAACCUCAUUUUUUUUCCGCUCAGAUUUGUAGCCUAGGUGGGAUGAGCACCGGCCAUAAAUCAGAGUGGAAAAAUUGAGCUUUUCUAAUUUACUAUACUGACUGAGGAAAUAAGGUUAGUAGGAUGUUUAUUAUAUCUCUGGGUUCAAAUAAAGGGGAAACAGUACAACUCAAACAAAAUUUUGAAUUUGGCAGGCCAUACAAUGAAAUGGGACCCACUAAUCAUAGGACACAUACUGGUACACAUACUAACUGAGAGACAAGACCAAUUGAUACUAAAAUACUACAGGAGAAACUAGAUAAAUCAGAUCAAUAUCAGUAUCUGGGCAACUGCCCACCUACCCCUCCCCAAACUCAACAACAGUCAAUUGAUAACAAGUCAGGGUUAAUGUUGGGUUAGGGGAGGGGUAGGUGGGCAGUUGCCCAGAUACUGAUAUUGAUCUGAUAAAUCACUGGGGUUGCUUGCAAUGAUCAAACAACUGUAAUACACCUUUUUUUAAAGCUUCCACUUCUAACCCUUAGACCCCUUAGAGAGAUUAGCAUCUAAUUUCUCCUUAAAUAUCACCCCUAAAUCACACAUUAUGAGAAUGAGAAUAACAGAAAUAAUCACCAGUUAAAGGAGCUCUUGAUUUUUAAACAAAUUCUCCUUGUCAGCAGCUUAGAAAAUGUAAAGAGAACAGUAUGAAGAAUAUGCAUACUGAUGUUGGGGUGUAAAAUGUUAAAAGCUUUUAGUUGAGACAGAUUUCUCUCACAAGAAGCAAGACAGAGCACUGCAAUAUCUCCUUUGAACAACUGUAAUAUUCACCCAGGUGCUACAGAAAGUGGGAUAACUGCAAAAGCAAUAGGCUACCAGGCUUUUCACUCUUAACCCUUGAACCCCUAACAGUGACAACCAUCUGUUUUCUCCUUUUAAUAUCACCCCUGAAUUAUAUACAUUAAGAUCAUGAGAAUAAAUGAAAUGACCACCAACUAAAGAAACUCUUGAUUAUUGAACUAAUUCUCCUUGUCAGCAUCUUUGGGAAAUGUAUAAAGAGCAUUUUGGAGAUUAUUCAUACUGAUCUUAGGAUGUAAAGGGUUAACCUACUCUGAGAGAUUCUCAACUGAAUGCUUGGAAAUCUCCUACUCUCACAAGAUGUAAACCUGCUUGAUUGGUGCAGGGCGUGAAAUUACUUUUUUUUUUCUGAUAGCCACUGGGCUCCUGAAUUCUUCAAAGUGGUAGCCAAUUAAAAAAAAGUUGGUUGUCAUUUUCAAAGACAAACAAAACCUUUUUUUACGCUUUCAGCAUUCUAGAUAGACCCUCUAAAAUUAAGUUAGGGAAAAGAUCCUUAACAUGGAUGAUAUACAACGUUCAAGCUCACCUAAAUCCAAGGUGGCAUCUAAUUAUUGAUCGAGAUGCAUGUGCUGCAUUUUAAAAACAAAGUUAACAAGAAAGUUUGCUGUGGAUUUAUCUUUGCAAAUCUUUUUAAUUCACUAUAUCUCUCUGUGAGGUUAUGAUGAAACAUUCUAAUCACCAAUUUGGUGACUAAUUUUCAGGAUUUGGUUACUAAUUGAAAGUGAAAAAUUUAGUCGCAUUGGCACCUGUAUUAGGCGCAAUUUCACGCCCUGUUGUGUCACACUCACUUUUUAUCAGAAACCUGAUAGCACUCAUGGUGAUACAGCUGGUUCUCUGUCUAAGGUUUUUUGAAAGCUUUUGUUGAAUGUCCUUCAGGUCGUUACUUUACUGUCAGUCUUGCCCUCCCAGGCUCUAUUAUGGAUAAUGCACAAUCACCAGAAUUGAGGACAUACUUAGCAGGCCAGGUAUGGUUAAAGGAUAUAUUGUACAUUUGGUAGAAGACUCCAUUAAUUUGAUUGUAAGAGGUAAAAUUUACAAAUGUAAAGAUACAAUUGCAAGUGUCAAAUGAAUCUAGAAAAAAGUAAUUAUUAUCACUUAUAAUGCUGGAACUUGAUAUAUGACAAAGUCAAAAUCUCUACUUGAAAUGAAUAAUAGACUGUUUAGAUUGUUUUUUGCCAAUGUAGUAUAAGUUUGCAAUUACUUUGUGUGAAGAAAGACUACAUGUAAAGGCUACAUUUAAAUUGCAACUGACCUUCAUAAAUGAUCCAAAUUUUGUUCACUCUAACAAUGGAGUAUAAGAAGGCUUACAACUACCCUGACUACUCCUUUAAAAGCUUUUUAAAACAUAAUUUCUUGCCUCAGACACUAGAUUUUUGUGGUAUACAAGUUGACACAAAAUAAAACUGUUACCCAUUCUUGAUGAGGAUUUUACUGUUCAGUGCUCUGCUCUUGCUCUAAGUGUUAUACAAAUGUGGGCUAAUAUAACUAUUGGUGUUUUGCCAUAGAUUGCUCGUGCUCUAGCAGUUUUCAGUAUAGAUGAAGUUGUCGUCUUUGACGAGUCAGGAAAAGCUAAGAUUGAAUCUAGCAGUGGAAUAAACCACAAAUCAGACCCCAAUAUUUUGCUGGCAAGGAUACUUCAAUAUCUGGAAUGUCCCCAGUACCUCAGAAAAGACUUCUUUCCAAAACACAGUGACUUGCAAUAUGCAGGUAAAUGGCAUAUGCAGUAUUAUAGGACUUCUUAAAGUCAAUGCCAUAUCUUCAAUUUAUUUCAGACGCUGUGGUAAAAGAACUCUUUUUUGCACAAUGUUUUUCUAAAUAUUUUUCUUUUGUUUCCUGUAUGAUGCAAAAUUUUCUUAUACAUUUAAUUAUUUUUAAAAAUAUUUUCAAGAGAGCCGGUGCACAGAAUGGACUUUGAUGCAUCUACCUAGCAUUUCUCUCUCUGUUUCACAAGGGAAUUGGAGACACUUUGGAAGGAGAAUCUAACAGCUUAUGGAAGUCGCUGAGGGUUUUUCCAUCCCUUCUUCUACCUUGCUUAUGGUUUUUAUUUAUGUUUUCUGUCUGCUGAUUAUUCCUUUUGAGUACACUUCCAAUGUUACCUACUAACACACUGUGUACUAUUUUUUAACAUCAUAGUAUUAACUAGAUUUCAAUUUACCCUUUAGGAUUGUUAAAUCCUUUGGAUACUCCACAUCACAUGAAAGUGGAUGAUGAUAUGCCAUACAGGGAAGGAGUAGUUCUUGAACGACCAGCCAGGAAAGGUUAUGGUUCAUCUGUGAAUGUUGGAAUGAGAAAAGAAGUGAGAAUCGAUAGAACCAUUAAACCAGGUUUGAGAGUCACUGUCAAGAUGAAUAACACUUCAGGUGUGUGAAUGUACACAAAUUUACCUGCUUCAAGUUUGUCUUUUUCCUUUAGUUUUUGUUUCAUAGUAGUAGGUUGAUGAAAAUUCUACAUGUACACAACUAACCCUGAUGAAUAGUGCCUUGACAAAAUCAUGGUCCUCUCAAACUUUUUAUCUGCUCUUAAAGUCUGAAAUGAUAUGAAGUUCAGGGCUGGGUUGUUCAAAGCUGGGUUAAGAUAACCUAGGGUUAGUGUGAAAUCUGGUUUCAGAUUUGAAAGCUUUAAAAGAAAAUUCAGUCCAAUUCUCUUCAUCUAUGAUUUGAUUAUUUGAUGCUCUAAAAAAGAACAAAGAAAAUAGUCCCAAAAAGGCAUUUGAACAAAGAAAUAAACAAGCCCAGAUUUAAAUUUAAUCUUGGGUUAGUGCACUUAGUGAACAGCUGGGCCCAGGGAGCUAACCAUUGGACCAUCUCAUCUUUGACUUUUUUCUCUUAAAAAAAUAAACAUUUAAUUUGAUUGAUUCUCUAAAGAGCUGGACAGACCAUUCAGAUGACAUAUAAGUUAGAACCGUCUAUGAAAAAUACACAUGCACCCUUACUCUGUGCUUUGCAGUCAUCUCAAUCAUAUGGCAAAUAAGCCAGAUCUGAAUUAAAGUAACACUGCAUAGAAACAUGUGUAGGAGGUACUCUUCACAUAAAUGUUGUGUUUGGUAUUUGAAUAAAAAAUUCAAAAAUGAGUAAGUACACCAAACAAGGGUGACAUUUUGUCUGUGUUUAUUUUUCUGCUAAAAAUUUAACAGGCACAAAGUUUUAUACUGGAACAGUGGUGUCUCCCAGUGCCCCCAGAACAGAGCAAGGCCUAUACUGGGGAUAUACUGUGAGACUGGCACCAUCUUUUGGAGCAGUGUUUACACAGAGUCCAUACAAAGAUGGUUAUGAUGUCACAAUAGGAACUUCAGAGAGGGGCACUAUGGUAGAUGAUCUAGUCUUGACAAAUUUUAGGUACAUUUAGUGAACAAAUUUGAUUUGUAAAAAAGUUUUUAUCAAUCAAACAUGAUUAUAUGUACAAUAACUACUGGUGGUUUGGAGAAACUGCAUUCCAGGACAGGAGAAAGAAUCACACUUUCACAAGAAUAAGAUGAAUUAUCACUGACUUAAAAGGUUCUUGAUUUUUAAUUAGAUUCUCCUUCUCAGCAGCUUAGGAAAUCUGUAAAGAACGGUAUGAAGAAUAUGCAUACUGAUGUUAGGGUGUGAAGAGUUAGACUUUUGCCGAAAAUGACUGCAAGAAAAAUUACAACUAUAAUUUCCUAUAAUUACAUGGACCUAAUGCAUUCUUCUCCCAAAUAGCUAUUUCUGCUUUUAUGCAUGAGCUCAUUCUUUCGCAAAUCGAUUUAUUACUUGCCUUUUUUUUUAAGACAUUUAUUGGUAAUGUUUGGAGGAUUGAAAGGUUUGGAGACGAGUUUAGAGUCAGACGAAACUGUACCGGCGAACGAUCCAUCUCUGGUGUUUGAUCAUUAUGUGAACACUUGUCCUGGUCAGGGAAGUGGGACAAUACGAACAGAGGAAGCUAUACUUGUCACAAUGUCUGCGUUGAGACCGAUCAUAGCAAAAGCAACUACGUGGACACAAACUAUUGGGAAUUCGUUGUAAUGUGCAGUGGGACUUCAAAUAAAUUGCGAUCAUUUUUUCCUUUGUUAUUUCCACCCAAUGAUGAAAAUCCCUACUGAAAGCCAGUGUCCUUUUGUGUGUUGUCUCUCACCGCAUCUUUUCCUCUCGCUAUAUACGAUGGAGGAAGGCAUUCUUAAACAGAUUUUCACGACAGUGUCAUGUCACCAACAUCAUAAAUGGGACACUGUAGGUUUCUAACUGAGAGUCGUUAUGAGCUGAUUUUUAAACCAAAUGGCGCGAUUCGAGACUUUGACAAGCUGGAUCUCACUUUCAAUUUCCGCAAUUAUGUUGGAUAGCCCAGCAUUGGUGACUGAUAAACAGUUAACAAGUUACUCCUCAAAAUCAGCUGCAAUAAAGAUAUCCUUUUAGUUCCAAACCUCUUAAAUAAAAAAUUUCUAGCAUUUGCUGGAGGCUGUUGGAAUAUUGAAUUCUAGAUGAAAGAGAAAUCACCUGCAAAUAAACACAGAAUAAAACAAAAAACAACGUACAAUAAAAGCAAGUGUAUGUGCUUUUUGAUCGGGUCGCGGACGUGG